GUUCAACAUGCUUUCCAGCGUUGCUCCCCGUCGUAUUUCUGCUAUCACUUUCGGUGCUAAGCGCUUCACCAGUAGCUUCAAGGAGGGGUCUACUGCGUCGAGCAAGGAGUUCGGUAAGAAGGAGAAGGCUCAUGAAGACCAGUACAUCCACCAGCACGAAGCUGAGAAGCUCAAGAAGUUGAGGGCAGAGUUCGAAGCCAAGAAGGCUGAGCUCGAGGCGCAAGAGAAGAAGGUCUCUGAAAAGAAGUAAACUGUACGGCUUUGUCCUCGUCAUCUCUUCUUCUUUCGUGCUGAAAGGUCUGCAGCAGAUUCUAUCAUGUAUUGUCCCUUGCAAUAAACUUUCGCAUAUCUGCAAACACUCAUCCUCUGGUGUAUCACCGGCCCUUGAGCGGUUUCGACGUCUCAUCCAUAUCAAUGACAAGACGAGGCAAUACGACAGUCGACAUCCGCCGCCGCUCACAUUAAGUCAACCACGGGAUGGCCAAAGCUCCUCCUCGACACUCUUGCCUGAGCCCAUGCGAGAGGGCUGUUAACAUUGGGCUGGCGUCGCCGUCCAUUAACACCAUUCCAGCGGCUCUCAUUUCUUACACGAUAUAUACCGCGGAGUAGUUGUGGGCCUUGUUGGCCCUUGAGCGGGCUUGUUUGCGCAAAGAAAGAACACGCUGGCACUAAUAUCUGAUAAUUAUCUCGUCGGC
Messenger RNA from Stereum hirsutum FP-91666 SS1, 695 nucleotides. RefSeq lists its product as uncharacterized. Gene Ontology annotation, biological process: negative regulation of ATP-dependent activity. Gene Ontology annotation, molecular function: ATPase inhibitor activity. The record is from RefSeq and is a predicted model, not a curated record. The coding region runs from base 8 to 250 and encodes 80 amino acids. NCBI's taxonomy places the organism in Eukaryota, Fungi, Basidiomycota, Agaricomycetes, Russulales, Stereaceae. Gene Ontology annotation, cellular component: mitochondrion. The transcript is spliced from 7 exons.